CAGGUAUAUUCACGGUACAGCCUCGGCGAAAAAAGUGUAUUGUCCAUUUAAUUUCAAGCAUAGUUUUGACUAAAUAACGCCGUAGAACGUAGCCCAGUGCGUUGGGAAAGAUGACGCGCAUAACAAGAAGUGAUAUCUCACUUGAUAUGGAGUGCUGGGUGGAGGAGUUGUCGCCAGCGCAGUUGGCCUACUAUGAAAAAAUCACGAACGAACACAACGCUGUAAAAAACGCUCUGAAAACCGCCGUCAGCGCUAAUGAGGGAAAGGAGCUGUUUAAUGGACAGGUGUUUCAGGCAUACUCGUUCAAAGGCAAAGUGCUACAGGAACUGAAGGAAGCCACGUUGCCAAAGAAGCCACCGAAGGCAGCAGAUCUGGCAACCCCGCCGCCUGCUUCCGGCGGUGGUGGUAGUGGAACGGGGCGUGGGCGUGGCCGACCACGGCUUGCCUCAAACAUUGCUUACUUGGAGUCAUCGGACGAGGGUGAUGACGAUGUGCCGCUGGCCAAACGCUUGGCCCUAUCAGUGGGCAAAAAGGGUGUCGCUGCAGCGGCUCCAGCUUCAACCACACCGAAAUCGGGUAAAAAAUCUGGCUCUGCAGCAGCUGCUUCAUCUCCCACUGGCAAGUCGUCGCCUCAGCCUAAGGGUAAGGGAUCCGCAUCCGGAUCCAGUGGCAAAGCGUCAGGUAUCGGCGAAGCGCCGCCUAAAAACUUCCGUCCUGCUGAGGUCAACUCUGUGGGUGGUCUGGUUGUGGGUAGCAACGAUGACAGUAGCGGUAAGGAUGGUAAGGAUUCUAAGGAUGGCAAGGAUACCAAAAUGCAGGGCAAAACAUAUCCGUCGUUGGUCGUACUGGCCAAGCCAUUCCUGAAGGUUAAAGACAUGGCGGCCACGCGUAGCAAACUGGACUCCAAGGUCAAGCUGGUACUAAUGCUGACUCCCAACAAGUUCUGCGAGUGGCUGCUGCAAGAAGGCUUGCUGCGAGCCCAACAGCACUGCAUCAAUCAUCGCAAUAACGAACUCAAGUUGGGCGUUUACUCUGACAUCAGCAAGUUUCCGUACACCGGUGGCUAUGUGUGGAUCAGCGAGUGCUGUCCGUAUCGGUUCGUUUCAGUGUUUAACAAUUCGAUAUUCGAAGGGGCUCAGCAUCCGCCAACGUUUCUCCUGAAACUAAUAUAUCAUUGGGCUUGCCAGACCAGCAUCCAGAAUGUGGUGCAGUGGGUAAAGGUGGACAGCGUGUACAUCAAAGGUAUUUACACGUGGCUACGUGCUAUUUGCACCUUAGCGGUGCAUCAAAAGUGCAAAAAGCUGGGCGGUCCUGGAAAGUUCGUGGAGGUUGGUGUCAUCUCGUUGGGCACCACGUCGCAGGAUGGCGCACAGCGUCAGGUAAAAGUGGAGGUCCUUGGCGUCUACGACUAUGCAGAUAAAUCUAUACGGUUGCGUGCCGUAGAACCGAUUACCGAUGGCGAUCGCAAUUAUAAAAAGCGUUUUCAGGCCAUUUUAGAGCCACUGUCCCGGUGGGUGCACAAAGACAGCACUAUUUGCAUAGACUUGACCGUAGACAAGAUAACACUCUUUAGCAUGGGUUUCAAGAACAUUGUACAAGCUGCAGCCACUGAUAAUGCGGCGAAGCACAACAAUUCGGCGGUCAUGGAAUACUUGCGCCGCAUUGUACCACGCAUGUUCCAGAAUACCCUCUCGUUGCUCUCGCGCCAGAUGAUACAACAGUUCCUUGAUGAGCUGGUCUGGCGCGAAUCCUUUGGUACGUAUGCGCUGCAAGCGUUCAACAAUAUCAUCAUACAUAUUGCCGAGCAGACACGCGUGACCACCAAUGAGACCAUUACACAACGCCUUUAUCAGGUCGCAACGAAUCCGUUUAAGGACUGGAGCGUGCUGCCUCCCAAUUACAAGGAGACACCGGCUAAUGCUACGCCUAAACGCCUCAAGAAACCUAUUAACGAUUCAGACUAUGUUCAUGCUAGUAAGGAAUUUUCUGGCAAAGUAAAGAAAGAAAAGGAACGUGAGAAGGAAAAGGAUGUUUUACCCACGGGAACCAAACGUCGUGGCACAGUCAGCACGCCGCCGCCGGUCGCAGUCCCCAAAGGAGUUGGCAGGCCACCUGGCUCUAAAAUGACUGUAAAAUCAGGACCGUCUAAGACAAGCACGUCCGCUGUACCGGUGACUAAGACUCCGAUCAAAAAGCCGAAAGAGGCAAAGGAGGAGAAAGAGAAGGUGGUCGUGGUUAUUAAAAAAGAAGAAGACGAGCUCAAGGGCCUUGAGGAGCUGUACUAUGGAAUUAGCGAUGGUACUGAAGAGUUUUAUGAGCAUUUCCCCUACAGCUCGCCUCGAGCCAAUCCAGCGGAGCUUACCAGAACAGUGGAGUGUCCAAUUUGCUUAAACGGCGAUACCUACGACUCCAAUGAAAAGCUACAAACGCAUCUGGUAUCGCAUAUCUCACCUGAGGGCAAACAACAUCAAUUCCAAUGCCUGUUCUGCUUGGAAAAGCAUGCAACCGAAUCGGUUCUCGCCAAGCACAACCAAAUCAUGCAUCCCACCGAAACCAAGACGGAUGGCUCUCCAUCGUAUCAUUGUUUGAUUUGUCAGCAGCGACAUAAUUCUCUGCACUUGCUUACCGCUCAUCUUCAGAAAGUGCACAGCACACUUGAAUUACCAUACUGGUGUCAAUCUUGCGGAUAUCGCUCCUCCUCGCAUCGCGAUCUGGUGCGGCAUUUUUAUGACGAUCACAAGAAUCAAAACUUUCUACAGUGCCCCUAUUGCCUCGAUAUCUUUUACUUCACCCACAAGGGCAAGGUCAAUCAGCUGCGUGUUGAGCAUUACUUUAUGCAUCUUGACGAGCACGUGAACAAGCGGGAUCCAACAUUGCGUUGUCAGAAGUGUUCUCUGAGCUUCUUGGAGAAGGGCGACUUAAAGCAGCACACGGUUCUCCAUCAUGUCAGCAUGACCAAGACGAAUAAACCAGUGCGUCUGCUGUUGAACAACUCCCUUUUGAUUCCGCCUCCCAAGGUGCGCACCCAUCAUCGCGAACAGCCGCCAUUUUCGACCUACAAACGGCCCGUUUUCUUUGCCUUCCUGGAGGGCAAGACCUGCGCUGAGUGCAAUACAGAUUUCGCCAGUGAGGAGACGCACUACACAGGUUGGCUGCACUGUGUUAAAUGCAAUUACCAGACAUGUUGCGAACGUGCCCAGUUCCGUCACGGCGUCGACUGUAAUGGAAACUUUGUGGAUGCCAUGGAAGUAAAUAUGCUGCAGGAAAUGCACUGCAUCUGCGGCUUUGCCACCAGCAAUGGCAACAAAAUGGCUCAGCAUUUGGCUAACUGUGCCCUGAGCACCUGCUACCCCAGCCUCGAGGCGGCCAAUGAGAAUGCCGUCAAGCGUAAUAUGCUGGAUAUGCUGGGGCUGGUUCGCCGUGAUGGUGAAACAUCUGGAGAAGGCGCAGAAAUGGGCGAUGCAGUGGAUGACGCCAUGGAUGACAAUAACGAUCUAUUACCGGCGGCGGAAGAUGACCAGCAGCAACAAGAUGAUCAGCAGGCACACAUGCAGCAUCGUCCGGAGCCGCCACAGGUCCCGCAAGUUGAUAUGCAAACGGAUGUACAGCAGCAGCAGAGUUAUAUUGAGCCACAGCCCGAGCCUCAGCCGAUACCCCAUUUAGCCGAGCAGCAGGCGACGCCCAUACAAUUCGGAGAAAUGGAAGCAGCGCCUGUUAUGUUAGAUCCGCAAGUUCAAGCAGCCGCCGACUAUGCUCAGGUUUCUGUCGUGCAACAGCAGCAGCAGCAGCACCAACAACAGCAGCCAUAUGGAAUGGCUGCAUACGGCCAAAGCGCGCUCUCAACGGACAUUGACAUGCCGUUGAUUGGUGAGCUGGCCGAACCUAAUGCGCCGCCAACGCCCCAGUUUCUCGGUGAGGUGCACACGCCAAUGUUCGAUGCAGUGGCCGCUGCCGAGCAGCAACAUUAUCACGCCCAGCAGCAACAGCAGCAUCAUCAUCAUCACCAUCCCCAAUGAUACAAAGCUAUGGGUA
This is a messenger RNA of Drosophila novamexicana, 4032 nucleotides long. RefSeq lists its product as uncharacterized. Gene Ontology annotation, cellular component: nucleus. The record is from RefSeq and is a predicted model, not a curated record. Gene Ontology annotation, biological process: regulation of transcription by RNA polymerase II. Gene Ontology annotation, molecular function: DNA-binding transcription factor activity, RNA polymerase II-specific; sequence-specific DNA binding. Bases 111 to 4016 code for a protein of 1301 amino acids. NCBI's taxonomy places the organism in Eukaryota, Metazoa, Arthropoda, Insecta, Diptera, Drosophilidae. The transcript has 8 exons.